This is a messenger RNA of Cheilinus undulatus (humphead wrasse), 2013 nucleotides long. It is a transcript of the gene chn1, whose product is annotated as chimerin 1. Lineage: Eukaryota; Metazoa; Chordata; Actinopteri; Labriformes; Labridae. The record is from RefSeq and is a predicted model, not a curated record. Gene Ontology annotation, biological process: signal transduction; positive regulation of GTPase activity. Gene Ontology annotation, molecular function: GTPase activator activity. The transcript is spliced from 7 exons. The coding region runs from base 361 to 1365 and encodes 334 amino acids.
UCUGCACAGGGAAGAGAGGAUUAGCUCCAGCACUCAGCUCAUCUGCAUACACGUUCCCAGAGAAGCAUGAGCACCCAGCGCUGCUCCUCUUUUGUAUAAACCUGGCACUGCUACCACACAGGCUCCACUUGAGCUACUGUCACUGCUGAGAGAGGAUUUCAAAGGGACCACUCUUGUUUUUUGUCUCCUUUUUAAAUGAUUUCCACAUCCUGCUUUUAAAUUUUUUAACAGAGGUGUCUCUAAUUUUUGGAACAAUGAAAGUAAUAUCCUUUGAUUUAGACUUACUCUGAGCGUCAAAGAGUUUAUCUGCACAUUUUUAGGACUUCUUUAUCCCCUCUUGGGUUUACUUGCUGCAGGAGGAUGCCAUCUAAAGAGUCCUACGAGGUUCACAAAGAAGAGAAGUCCCUGGUGCAAAAGGCCAAGCGGGAGGCCAAUCAGGAGGAUAUUCUGGCUGCAGCUCUGGGGAUGAGGAUGGGGCCACAGAAACCUCCAGCCACUUUCUGGCAGCCGCUUAAACUAUUCGCCUAUUCACAGCUCACCUCACUGGUGCGCAGAGCUUCACUGAAAGAGAGCGAGCGGACACCCAGAUCUGAGAAAGUCCACAACUUCAAGGUCCACACCUUCAGGGGGCCUCACUGGUGUGAGCACUGUGCCAGUUUCAUGUGGGGACUCAUGGCUCAGGGGGUCAAAUGUGCAGAUUGUGGUUUGAAUGUCCACAAACAGUGCUCGCCUCUGGUUCCAAACGACUGCAAACCAGACCUGAGACAUGUCCGUAAAGUGUACAGCUGUGACCUUACCACCCUGGUGAAAGCUCACAACACAGCGCGGCCCAUGGUUGUGGACAUGUGCAUACGAGAGAUCGAGUCCAGAGGACUGAAGUCUGAAGGCCUCUACAGAAUAUCCGGAUUCAGCGACUCGGUGGAGGAAGUCAAGAUGGCAUUCGACAAAGAUGGCGAGAAGACAGACAUCUCAGUGAACGCCUAUGAAGACAUCAAUAUCAUCACGGGGGCCCUGAAACUGUACCUGAGGGAUUUGCCUGUUCCCAUCAUUUCGUACGAUGCUUACCCGAGGUUCAUCGAGGCUGCAAAGCUCACAGAUCCAGAGAAGAAACUGGAAGCUUUCCGUGAAGCUCUGGCUCUGCUGCCGCCAUCGCACAGUGAAACUUUGAAGUACCUUAUGGCGCACUUAAAAAGGGUGACACAGAAUGAAGAAUUCAAUCUGAUGAAUGCAGAGAACCUUGCCAUCAUCUUUGGCCCCACCCUCAUGCGUGCGCCCAACAUGGACGCCGUCACAGCGCUCAAUGACAUCCGCUAUCAGAGACAAGUGGUGGAGCUGCUCAUCAAGAAAGAAGACAUUCUCUUCUGAACACAGACCAGGACUUUCCUAGAAACGCUGUCUAAUCAUUCCUCUGUGUAAAGACUUGAAUGACAUUUGCUGAUACGUUUUUUUAAACGCCCUGCGUAUGGACUAGUGCUGCCCUAACAUCUGUCCUCCCCUGUGUGAGGGCUGGAUGAUGAACUUUACACUUGUGCGUACUCUAUGUCUCCCCAUUUCUGUCGGGGGAAUUUCGGAAGCUGACGGCCCAGCAUGCAUGGUGCGCGGCCUUUGUUACUUUGUAGUGGUAACCCAGCAUGUGUUCAGAUGGUGUAGCGCUGUGAUUUUUGCUUUUGUCUCUUCUCAGAUAGUUAUAGUCCACAUUCCUAGCUGCCUGCUGUGCAGUUUUUUUUUCUGUGAAACAUUGUACAGCUGGAUGUAAAAAUAAGCUACUACUGAUUUUUCUGGGCUGAUUUUUAGGAUGCCUUUAUGAUGUAUUUUUUUAUCUCCUCGACUGUUUUUAUGUAACCUGACGUAGUUGGAUGAGCCUUUCCUCUUAUAGCGUGUACACACUGGUGCAUUUGCUUGACCCUAACAGUUCUGUUGUGUUUUAAACAGCAUUAUUUGUGUGUUUAAUUUUGUACUGUAAUGUUUUUGUACACACCUUGUGCAUGAUCAGUUUAAUUUAUUAAACCUUAU